AUGCGAAACAGAGCCACCAUGUGCCUGUCAACACUCACAAAAGACUACGCCGUAAGGCUGCAGUGCAAAGGGGACAUCAACGACACCCUGCUUCCAGACCUCCUACCAAUGUUGGCACCGCCAACGUCGCCUGUCGGGCAAGAAAAUGCCGCGUCCAUCAUCGCCAAUUUGAGCACAGAGUUCAGCGUGCGCAAGCAGCUGCUGGCACAGGACGUGGUGACGCCGCUUGUCGCCCUGCUCUCAUCCUCACAGCCCGAUAUCAUCCGCAACGCACUGCAAGCGCUGCUGAUGCUGUGCGAGGACUACGAGGGCCGUGCACAGAUGAUGGCAGCAGAGCCUGCACAGCCGCUGCUGGCGCUGCUUGACUCUGAUUUUCGCGCCAUCCAGGAACUCGCCCUCAAUGUCGUGGCAAAGGUGUCCCGGAACCAGACCUGCAGGCAAACCCUCUAUGAAGCUGGGGUGCUGGAGCGGAUUAUUGGGUUUGUGACCAACCCCGAGUACAGUAAGUCGUAUGUGGUUGCGCUCGAUGCGCUAUCGACGAUGCUGUACGAACCACCGGCACUGGAGCGCGUGGGCGCCAUCCCAGACAACGGCUCGCAGGCCGACGCGCCGCUGGUGAAGGUGCUGCAGCUGCUGACGCACGAGGACGUGGAGGUGAAGGUGCGGGCAAUGGAGUGUGUGCGCACGGCAGCGCACGACAACGACAACCGCCGCAUUCUUCGCGACUUCAAAACAGAGGCCGCCGUCGCUGGGCAGCUCCUGCCGGAUGAUCCAAAACAGCCCAUCAACGCGGCCGUGUCCUGCGCCGCCUGUAACGCCCUCUCCGCUCUCGCAAUCGCAAAAUCGAGUGCUGCUGCCGUGCUGACGGCGGGUUCGCUGCCAAAGCUCGUGCGAUUGCUGACGUGUGAGCACGAGUCGUGCGUGCAGGCAGCGGCACAGACCCUGGCUGUCCUCGUCUCAAAGUCAACGCCAAACAGACUGCAAGUGUUUGAGGCUGGCGUGUACCCCGGCCUGCUGGAAAUCCUCAAAGCAACUGCUGUGCAGCGGCUGCCAACGCAGGCCCACGCGGCAUCGUGCGUCGCGUCGUUUGCACAGGAGCCGCAGCUGAGAGCAUCCAUGGCCACGGUCUCUCCAAUUGCUCCGCUGGUCCAGCUGCUGAACAGGGGCGCGCACACGGCUGCGCUGCAGGAGAAAUGCCUUGAUGCCCUCACCGCUCUCGCCGGCGACGCAGCAUACAGACGCGAGCUGUCCACGUGCGAUCCGUAUCCGCGAAUUGUGGAAAACAUCUCCAGUGCCGACCAGCACGUCGGCCUCGCAGCAGCGCGCAUCGUCCACCAACUUUGCGAGGAUCCUGCCAGCGCCGCUGAGCUCAUCCAUGAAGGGGCGCUCGGGGCGCUUCAGCGGGUUGCGGCCUCUCGCAGUCACACGAGCGACACAAUCCAAGCAGCCAUGCACGCGCUGCUGUGCAACCAUCUCUCGGCCAAGUUUGCGCUGACAAACGAACUCUCCGCCUCCGAUAAAGUCAAGCAAAUCUUCUUCGAUCCAGGGACCUUCCACCGCAUCCCAUCUCUCAAGCACCUGCACACACACCACCCCUUUGUCAUCAUCUGA
Molecule: messenger RNA, 1611 nt
Organism: Salpingoeca rosetta
Lineage: Eukaryota; Choanoflagellata; Craspedida; Salpingoecidae
Exons: 13
Coding region: 1-1611 (536 amino acids)
Molecular function (GO): protein binding
Source: RefSeq, a predicted model, not a curated record